AUGGGGGCUCUCUGGAGCCAGGAGAGAUCUCCAGAGGAGGGGCCGCCCCCUGGAUGGCGAGGACGAGGAUGGGGGUCGCUGGUCAGGCGGCUGCUCUUGGCCGCUCUGCUCUGUGGCCUGCUCUUCGGCUCCUCUGUGCUCUUGGUCUACCUCUUCCGCGGCUGUGGUCCUCGCCUUUGUGAGACGCCCGCCUGCUGGGAUCUCCUGGCCGGGUAUCUGGCCUCUGGGAACACCAGCGUGGCCCCCUGCUCCGACUUCUUCAGCUUCGCCUGUGGGAAGGCCAAAGGGGGCAGCAGUGCUUUGCAGGCUCUGACAGAGGACAACAAAAGGCGACUGCGGAGAAUCCUGGAGGCCCCGCGCUCCUGGCCCCCAGGCUCUGGGGAGGAGAAAGCCUUCCAGUUCUACAGCUCCUGCAUGGACAUGGCUGCUAUCGAGGCUGCAGGGGCUGGUCCCCUCAGACAAGUUAUUGAGGAGCUGGGAGGCUGGCAGCUCUCCAGGAACUGGACCUCCUCAGACUUCAAUCGAAUUCUGAGUCUUCUGAUGAGUCAGUAUGAUCACUUCCCAUUCUUCAAGGCCUACCUGCAACCACAUCCUGCUCCUCCACACACGCCUGUCAUCCAGAUAGACCAGCCAGAGUUUGACAUUCCCCGCAAGCAAGAUCAGGAACAGAAGAUCUAUGCCCAGAUCGUUCGGGAGUACCUGAACUACUUGACGCUUCUGGGCACCUUGCUGGGAGGAGACCAAGUCAAGGUACAAAAUUAUGCCUACUCGUCCGUCUCCAUUACCUCACGGCUGUCCCAGUUUCUGAGGCCCCUGGAGCAGCGGCGGGCACAGGGGAAGCUCUUCCAGAUGGUCACUGUGGACCAACUGCAGGAAAUGGCGCCUGCCAUUGACUGGCUGUCCUGUUUGCAAGCAACAUUUGCACCUAUGCUCCUGCGCCCCUCCCAGCCCCUCAUGGUCCACGACCUGGAGUAUUUGAAGAACAUGUCGCAGCUGGUGGAGGAACACAUGUUGAACAACAGGGACCUCCUGCAGAGCCACAUGAUCUUGGGGCUGGUGGGGACCCUUUCUCCAGCCCUGGACAGUCAAUUUCAGGAGGCACGCAGAUUGUUAAACAAGAAACUGCUGGAGCUGACAGAACGACCGCCUGUGCCCACCCGCCCUCGAUGGCUGGAGUGUGUGGAGAAGACUGGAACCUUCUUCAGGCCGACGCUGGCGGCCUUGUUUGUCCGUGAGGCCUUCAGCCCGAGCACCCAAAGUGCUGCCAUGGAAUUAUUUGCUGCCAUCAAGGACGCUUUCAUCACGCGCCUCAGAAGGCUCCCCUGGAUGGAUGAGCAGACCCGGGAAGAUGCCCAGGACAGGGUGUCCCGCCUGCAGGUGGAGAUGGGAGCCCCCAAAUGGGCCCUGAAGCCAGAGCUGGCCAGACAGGAAUAUGCGGAUAUCCAACUCGGACCCAGCUUCCUGCAGUCUGUCCUGAGCUGCGCCCGAUCCCUCCGAGCUAGAAAUGUCCGGCGCUUCCUGCAGCCUUCCCACCACAGCUGGCAGGUGUCCCCCUGGGAGGCCAGCGCCUACUACUCCACCGCUGACCACGUGGUGGUGUUCCCAGCUGGACUCCUCCAGCCCCCGUUCUUCCACCCCAGCUACCCCAGGGCUGUGAACUUCGGCACUGCCGGCAGCAUUAUGGCCCACGAGCUGUUGCACAUCUUCACCCAGCUCUUGCUGCCAGGGGGCUGCCCGGCCUGUGACUCCCAGGCCCUACGAGGGGCACAGCUGUGCCUGGAGCGUCUCUAUGCAGCCUUCCCAUCGCCAGGCGGAGCAGCCCUCGGCGGCUCCCGCACCUUCCUGGAGAACGCGGUGGAUGUGGGGGCGCUGGCCAUCGCGCAGCAGGCCUACAGCAAGAGACUGCUUGGGCACCGUGGGGAGACCACCCUGCCGGACCUGGACCUCAGUCCCCAGCAACUCUUUUUCCACAGCUAUGCCCAGGUGAUGUGCCGGGCGCCGGGCAGCCAGGCUGCCCAGGACACCCACAGCCCUCCCGCCCUUCGGGUCCACGGGCCCCUCAGCAACACCCCAGCCUUUGCCAGACAUUUCCGCUGCCCACGGGGCACCCCCUUGAACCCCUCUGACCACUGCCAACUCUGGUGACGGCCGCCAGAGAGGACCGGACAGAGCAUCAGCGCCCGCCUGCCUGUGUGGGAAGUGGGGUGAUGUGGCCCUCCUUUCCCUCUCCGCUCUGAAAAUAAAAGCUGGCACUUGGCUUCUGCCUGUGUCUCACUACACUUGGCUGCUGAGUUCAGUGCCUGGAAGUCAGAAAAGGAACAGCCAGAGUCCCCGGACGCCGGGAGAGGAAGGAGCCGGUGGGUCUA
Molecule: messenger RNA, 2366 nt
Organism: Talpa occidentalis (Iberian mole)
Lineage: Eukaryota; Metazoa; Chordata; Mammalia; Eulipotyphla; Talpidae
Gene: KEL
Product: Kell metallo-endopeptidase (Kell blood group)
Exons: 18
Coding region: 1-2145 (714 amino acids)
Biological process (GO): protein processing
Cellular component (GO): plasma membrane
Molecular function (GO): metalloendopeptidase activity
Source: RefSeq, a predicted model, not a curated record